GGAAGGAGGACAAGACGGUGGAUCUUCUCCUCUGUGGCCGCCGCCGCCCGUUGGGAUCAGUUGAGAUUCUCUUGUGUGUCCGGCUCGUCUAUCCUAUCCUCUCCUCUCUCUCUACUCUACUCUCACUCCGCACUCUACACGUGUCACAUAAAUAUCAUCGCCGCGCUUCUCCUCCUUCUCCUCCGUUCGGGACCCGCGUUGAUUUGACCCCCUCCGCACCGCUGCUCCUGCUCCAGCUGAUACCCUGAACUGGUUGGGUUGGGUUAGUAGAGAGACGGAAAUGAUGUCGAUUGCCGAGACUCGACAACAGUCCAAGUGAACUCUCGCAUCAUACCGGCAGUUGUAGUGCAGCUGGGCGCUAAUUAAAAGCGGAAAUCCCAAAGACAACUUUUCAUCAAUGCCGCCAGCAACGCCACCAACUUGGACCAAUUGAAAACGAUCAAAGAAAAUAAAAAGAAGAAGAAGAAAAUAAAAAGAGGAACGACGUCGGUAAAGAAGAAAAGAAAAACGAGGGGGGAGAAAAGAAAUCAAACGAAAGUGGUUGGCUUCGUACUGGGCCAUCAACCGGUUCGCAUCGAUCCGGCGGCAAACAACAACAACAACAACAACUCGACUCUUAUUGGUCGCCUGAUUCCUUCUUCAAGUGCAGCGAUGAUACCCGAGACGACGACACUUCACGGCGGAGGCGGAGGCGACGCCGACGGACGCCCCGUGGUCAUCGGAGAAGGGCCUCAACAUCGGCACAAGAACAAACAAGCCCGCGAAUUUGAAUUCGUUUUCGGAUCUGAGGAUAGCGACACGGGGAUCGGCGUGUGCGGAUGGAUCCUGACCAUCAUCUGCUGGCUCCUCGUCCUCGUCACCAUGCCCUUCUCCUUCUUCAUUUGCUUCAAAGUGGUGCAGGAAUACGAACGGGCCGUCAUUUUCCGACUGGGACGUCUCCUCUCCGGCGGUGCAAAGGGUCCCGGAAUUUUCUUCAUCCUGCCGUGCAUCGAGACUUACACCAAAGUGGAUUUGCGCACGGGAGUCUUUGACAUUCCGCCCCAAGAGGUGUUGACCAAGGACAGCGUGACCGUGUCGGUGGACGCCGUCGUUUACUUUCGCGUGUCGAACGCGACCGUGUCGGUGGCCAACGUGGAAAACGCCCAUCACUCGACUCGCCUCCUGGCCCAGACGACGUUGCGCAACAUUCUCGGCACUAAAGACCUGCACGAGAUUUUGGGCGACCGUGAAACCAUUUCGGGAUCCAUGCAGGCCGCGCUGGACGAGGCGACCGAAUCGUGGGGCAUCAAAGUCGAACGUGUCGAAAUAAAGGACGUGCGUUUGCCGGUGCAGUUACAACGGGCGAUGGCGGCCGAGGCGGAGGCGUCGCGUGAGGCACGAGCCAAAGUCAUCGCCGCUGAGGGAGAAUUCAAGGCCUCCACUGCUCUCAAGGAAGCCUCGAUGGUGAUUGCUCAAUCGCCGGCCGCUCUCCAAUUGCGAUACCUUCAGACUCUGAGCACCAUCUCGGCCGAGAAGAAUUCGACCAUCAUUUUCCCGCUGCCCAUCGAUUUCCUGACCCAAUUUAUGAGAUAAAUCAUCGGCUGAAAAGCGGGAAAAACAACAACACAUUUAAAAGCGGCCAACAACGGCGGAAGAUGCGGAUGGAAUAUGAAA
Messenger RNA from Daphnia pulex (common water flea), 1653 nucleotides. Its product is annotated as band 7 protein AGAP004871-like. Gene Ontology annotation, cellular component: plasma membrane. Bases 652 to 1572 code for a protein of 306 amino acids. The record is from RefSeq and is a predicted model, not a curated record. Lineage: Eukaryota; Metazoa; Arthropoda; Branchiopoda; Diplostraca; Daphniidae. The transcript is spliced from 9 exons.